AUGUCAGCGGUCGUGCCAAUCUUGAAGCAGGGGCUCUGGGAGCGACCGUACGUGCCCGAGGAGGUGCCAGAGGAACUGCAGGGCCAUCUCAGCCAAGAAGACUACCUUCAGGUGAAAGGUGAGCUGGAUCAGCUGGUGCAACGAGCAGCCAAAGAAAGGAGGUUUGCCAUCAUGCGAGGCCUUGCCCUCUUUCUGUUCUUUUUUGCAGCUGCUGUUCCCUUCAUGGUCCUCGCCGCUAUGGGAACCGUACUGGACAGUGUCAUGAACUUUGCGUUCUUUGCGAUCUCCUCCGUGUGCGGCUUCUGCUCAGUCCCUUGCGCCUACAGCGCCCUUUACGCUGCCACUGCGCCGCUCAGCAGGGGUCUGGGACCCAUCUUUUUGGCCAGGGCAACCUUCAACCAGCUUCAUCGCCAGUAUCCGGGCAUCCGCUGGGAAUGGGCGGAAAUCGAUGGGGUCACGGCCUUUCAGGCAACUCUGGCGGCCGCGGAUCCGGAAGCUGGAAUGUACCUCCUGGUCUUGGCGCGCAUGUAUCGAUCGGCACAGGACACCGGCCAGGAGGGUGAGAUGCACGAGGCACUCUCAAGCAAAGCCCGCCGCAUGGCUAACUUGCUCGUCCCGGACCUGCUGCUGAUGACUCUGGUGUCGGAGCCGGGACGAGGGGGUCUUCUCCAUCUGCACGAGCUGUUCCAGAGCCCGCUGUUGAGGGCAUCGAAUCACUCGGCAAUGCCGGAGGGGUGUGGUGAUCUUGCCAAUGAGGACAACUAUGAAUUUGAGUACCUGGCUGCCUGUGCCUGGCUGCCUCUGCAGAGCAAGCAGGCCUCCUAUGCGGUCCCUCUGCCCGCGCCCCUGGCCGUUGGCAAGGGCCUCCGGUUCUUCGGCUCGGAGGAGGAAGAGGAGAAUGAUGCUGGGGUGCUCUUCGGCCUGUCUCCUACCUGCAAGCCCGGCGAGUACCUCCUGUCUGUGCGUCAUUUCUGGAAGAUGGCUACCCUGAAUCUCUACAUGACCACAACUUUGCGGAGCGUUUGUGGGCGGGUGCCGCACGUCCACCUCGUUCCCCACAGCCACUUCGAGACCUCUGGACUCUGCACUAACCAUGCGACUCUCUUCAUGGACCACGUGGUGGCCGUGGUGACUUCUGCCACCUUUGACACCGUCGACCACCGCCCCGGCGACGUGCUGAGGAGCACGUGCCAGCUCGCGUACGCGCGAGGGGCCCAGCGCUACCUUCUUCCGGGCCAAGGGCGCCUCCAUCUUGCGGCCAUCCCCAAUGCCCACGACCCAAGCCGCGCAUAUUCCGUGCACGGGGCCCGGUGCUUUCAUGCCGGGGUCUUGCGCAUGAGGCGGCAGAUUUACAUCAACGUCUUCAACCAGUCGGGGCACAAGCUUUCUGCCAAGAUUCCUGAGAUGGGAGGGUGCAGCAAGGCGGGGUGUGAUCUGCGACGGAUCGUGAUCAAGCAGAACUUUCUGUACUUCCUGCUGGGCGGCGAUGUCAAGCGAGCGCCAUUGCGUCUCACGCUGAUUCCUGGGAAAGGCAGGCGGAUCAACCUUCCGAUUGACCUCAAGGUCCAGAAGGAGGUCGUGCUGGGCGAUGCCGACGACUUCACCAUCCAGAACGGCCGUCUGUACACCGUCACCUAUGCCAGUGGCAAAGUGUCGGUUUACAAGUCGCUGACGCUGGAGCCCUUGGCGGACAGAGAGCUGGCACUCGGCACCUCCCCGGGCUCGCAGCCGGAGACUCCCAAGGAGCCGGCGCUGGCCGUUCACCACGGGCAGCUGGUCAUUGCUGGCGCUCGCAAGCUUUACAUCGUCAGAGCCGCGGAAGAGUCGCUUGCACUGGUCGAGGACAUCGGCCUCGCGGAAGGGGGGCAGGAGAGCAGGAGGCCCGAAAUGCUGGGUCUGAAUGGCGGCGUCGCGCUGGUCGCCUGGACGUCGCUUGCAGACGAAAGCGACGUCACGUUCUUGCUCCAACCCGUGGACCCCGGCAGCAACAAGACCGGGCAGCGCCUGCACGACCUGGAUGCCGCAGGCCUCGGAGUUGCUGCGCUCCCGCGGCCCACCAUGGGCUUCGGCUCCCUGUACUACGCGAGGGGCGAGGAGCUCGUUCGCCGAGACCUGAACACGGGCGCAGAGAAGGUCACCGAGAUGCCGCCCAGCAAGGCCCUGAGCAUCUCUGCCUGGGCCAGCGAGCUUUUCGUCAUCGCCCCGAGAGGCUCCAAUACCACUUAG
Molecule: messenger RNA, 2226 nt
Organism: Symbiodinium natans
Lineage: Eukaryota; Dinophyceae; Suessiales; Symbiodiniaceae
Source: the annotation of a GenBank genome assembly